CCAGACGAUGUCCUCUGCCCGUGCACACUCCACCGAUGCCGACGACGAGCACAACGACGGCUCCCCUUCUGCUGCCGCAGUACAACCCUCCAUGACGAUGCACCCCGUCUCCUACCCCGGCAUGCCCAUGCAUAUGUACCCCUUUGCUCCCGGCAUGGUUCCCACCCACCCUCAGAUCAGGUCCAAGCGCAGGCAGGUCAAGAACGCCUGCACCAACUGCCAAAAGGCUUGCAAGAAGUGCGACGACGCUCGCCCCUGCCUCCGCUGCGUCAAGUACGGCAUCGGAGAAGAGUGUGUCGACUCUCAACGCAAGGAGAGGAAGAAAGGAAUCAAGCGGGGUCCUUACAAGAAGCGCGAUGGAAAGAACACUUCCCCAGACGAGCAACUGGAUGACCCAGUUCAGCAGGGGAUGCCGAUACAACCCGGCGCUCCUGCCCCAAGUCCAGGGCCCCCGGUGCCGUACAUGGGGCCCAUACCUUACCCAUCCGGCCCCUUCUAUCCCCCCUACCCCGUUCCACCUCCUAAACCGGGAGAGCCUUAUUAUCCCGGCUUCUACCUCACCCCUGUUCCACAUCCCCCCCCGAGCAAUGGUCAGGACCCGGAAAACGUGAACGUGGGCUAUCCGCCUCCUCACUCUCAGUUCUAUCCCACCACCUUCCUCGCCCCCUAUGCUCAGCACUAUCCCCCAGCCUAUAUGAUGCAGCGUCCAGACGGCCAGAUGCAGAUGCAACCCUCCCCUUAUGCAUACCCGCCGAUGUACGGUAAGCCGCCUUCCGCCGCCGGCCCUAGCAUGGACAACGGAGCCGGUGGCAUGCACAUGGGCGGCAGGCGAGAGGAUCAGCCGGACGGUGGCAGGGGAGACGGCCUGAUGGGGCUCGACAAGGCGGUCUGAUGGAGGUCCGGAGGUUUUGUAAUUGUAAAUGUAUUUCUGGUUGGUGCACUUUUUUUUGAAUAUGGUCUCGUGUAUGGAAUCACGCUUGCUUCGUUCUGCGUACAAAUGUCCUUGCUUAUACCGAAUGUGAUGUUAUCUUAGCCCGCUG
This is a messenger RNA of Heterobasidion irregulare TC 32-1, 1040 nucleotides long. RefSeq lists its product as uncharacterized. Gene Ontology annotation, biological process: cellular response to starvation; regulation of DNA-templated transcription. The transcript is spliced from 2 exons. Lineage: Eukaryota; Fungi; Basidiomycota; Agaricomycetes; Russulales; Bondarzewiaceae. Bases 8 to 892 code for a protein of 294 amino acids. The record is from RefSeq and is a predicted model, not a curated record. Gene Ontology annotation, cellular component: nucleus. Gene Ontology annotation, molecular function: RNA polymerase II transcription regulatory region sequence-specific DNA binding; zinc ion binding; DNA-binding transcription factor activity, RNA polymerase II-specific.